This is a messenger RNA of Panicum virgatum (switchgrass), 868 nucleotides long. Its product is annotated as cuticle protein 16.5. The record is from RefSeq and is a predicted model, not a curated record. Bases 187 to 669 code for a protein of 160 amino acids. Lineage: Eukaryota; Viridiplantae; Streptophyta; Magnoliopsida; Poales; Poaceae. The transcript has a single exon.
CCGGCCCGCCGUGUGCGUGUCCGCCUCGUCCACCGCACCGUCCCUAUCCGUGGCGUGGAGCACGCCGGCACACGGGGAGAGGAAAAUCCCAAACAAAAUAGACAAAGAACAAGCGUGGCCAGCCACUCGUUUCCCUCCGGGCUGAGCUCCGGCCACUCCUGUCGUCUCCUCCUCCUCGUCGCGCCAAUGGACGCGGCCGUCGCGCUCCCGCUCCCCGCCACGCUCCCGCCGCCCCACCUCAACCACCACCGCGCGCUCCCGCCCAGGCGCCACUCCUCCGCCGCCGCCGCGGCGCCGCCCAAGGCUCCGGCUCCCGCCGCCCCGCGCCUGAGUCUCGCCGCGCGGCCCCUGUCGCCGGCGCGCUCGGCGUCGUCCGCCGCGCCCGCUUGCUCCAGCCGCGCCGCCACGGGGUACGCGGCCGCGCUGGCCGACGCGUGCGCGCGCGCGGGCACGCUGCGCCGGGCCGCACGCAACGCGCGCGCGCUGCUGUCCCGCCGGCACGGAGACAGAGCAAGCUCCGAGGAGGACGAGGAGCUGGACGCGCGGGUGGCGGCGCUGGUGAGGAUGCUCGUCGGCAAGGGCAAGGCCGGGAUGGUCGCCGAGGCCUUGGCCGAGUUCGCCGCCAUCUGCGACCACCUGCUGCCGCCUCCCGCGCGCCACGCCUACUAGUUGCUGCUGUAGCAGAUAGUAUGUUCUUCAGAAACGUUGCGUUAACCGGCUGUAGUAUAGUAAGCUCGUUCAUGCUUGGACUCUGCUGGUGCUGCAUCUUGUAAGGACUGGGUGAUGUUAGGCUUUGUAUAAUUGCCAUUGAUUGUUAUCAUAUGGAAACUCUUGAUCCCUAGAAUAUUGUACCAGCAUUUUCUACUAA